Messenger RNA from Thyridium curvatum, 2760 nucleotides. RefSeq lists its product as uncharacterized. Gene Ontology annotation, cellular component: Slx1-Slx4 complex; nucleus. NCBI's taxonomy places the organism in Eukaryota, Fungi, Ascomycota, Sordariomycetes, Thyridiales, Thyridiaceae. The record is from RefSeq and is a predicted model, not a curated record. Gene Ontology annotation, molecular function: 5'-flap endonuclease activity. The transcript has a single exon. Gene Ontology annotation, biological process: DNA replication; DNA repair. Bases 1 to 2760 code for a protein of 919 amino acids.
AUGCCUUCAUCUUCUCCCGAUCUGCCGACUCUGAGCGACCUGUCCCAGAGGUUUCCUAAGAAGGGGCCUCUGCGCACCGGAAGCCGAGCCGCACCCCUCCCAGCUGAUGCGCCGAGUACCUUUACGACCGCCGCCCAGCUGUGGCGCGCGACCCAGCUCGAACACGACCUGCCUGCGCCAGCGGCCCAGGGACCAGUACCAGAGACAAAGCCUCCUCCGAGGAGACGGAAAGCUGCUCCGAAAGACAAAGAUGUGGCAGAAAAACCUAAGCCCCGGCGCAAGCCAAGGAAGCAAAUCCCGAAGGCCGUUGUCGAACUCUCCCCCGACACAUCACGAAGCGAAGCGCAUGCGCCUGAACCGGUCGAGACUGCACAGCAGACACCACCUCGACCGAAAAAUAUCGCGGUCAUAGAGAUAUCGUCGCCAUUAUCCGACAAACCUUGGAGGAAAUUCAUGGCUUCCAAGAGCCCAAGUGUUGGUGAGAGGUCGCCCUCCAAGGACGACUCCUCCCAACAUGCGGCGUCUGACCUCUCCGAGAUGACGACAAGCGAAAGUGUCAGUAAAUACUUUGCAUCACCCUCCAAGAAAAAGAACAAGACAAACGAGGUGCAAGAGAUGGGGUCUACAGAUGAGCCUCCCAUAAUUCUGGAAUCGGCCCUAAGAAGGAGGACAGACUGGACUCCUCCGCCCGAAGACACAGUUGUCAUUGCCUCCGACCCUGCUGCAUUCGUCGAAGUUUUGACACAAGAUCAAAAUCCAUACAAAGACCCGGCCAACGAUAUUUUUGGCUCGCUGCGCACCAAUUUUGGAUACCUAGAAGAGCCUGCCCUUCCUAGCGUGGAAGCUCCCGUGGAUGAUGCUCCGAGGCCCAAGGUUCUGGAUAUGAUACAGAUUCAGGAGGACCCGAAACAACCAGAGGAGCAAUCGAUGCCUCCUCCCAAAAAGAAGGCCGCUAAGAAAAAGGCGCGCACGAUUACGGAAUUGGCGACGGCGGCCUACGCCGCGCGAACUGACGAUGAAGAGGCGGUUGCGGUGGAGAAGCCGAAACCUGACUCGCUGCUCAACUACUUCCCGGUCGAUGACGAGGAGAUUUGCUACAACCCCGGCCACCCUGUCGCGCAGCUCAGGAAAGGCGUAAAAGGGGCCUCAAAGACUCGCAAGAAGAAAGGGGAGCCGACGCGUCGGAAUGUUCUACUAUCGCCUACCUCGGCCAUGCGACAGUCGACGCGGCAAGACUUUGUGUUUGGGACGUCCAGCCAGCUAGCGCGCGAGGAAUCACCGACGCUAAUCAGAGAGUUGCAAGUGGCGAUUGCAGCGUCGAAUGCUGUCGACGAGGAGCAGCCUUGCGACAGUCUGUUGAUGGCGCGGACCGGCGCAAAGUCGAGGCUGUGGGCGGCGGGCGCUAGAGGUGCCGACGGCGAUCUGCACGAGCCCGAGGUCAUUGACCUCAUCGACUCGCCCGGAUUUCCAGAGGAUCCUCUCGCACGAUUGACUGAAAAACCUCAUGGCGCAGAAGUUGUACCCCUACAUGAUUGUUUGUCUGAACCGCUCGUCGAACCCAGCCCGACAAAGAACCCCGCAGUGAUCAUCGAUUUACUCGAUUCGCCUUGCAUACCCGUGCCACAAGGAAAAGGUCUUGCGCAAUUGCCCAACGGCGCACCCACUACCUCAGCUACACCUUCUCGAUUCACCGUCAACGGCCUUGCUGGGGCGAUAUCUUCUCCAAGCGUGGCGAAGAGAAUUGACCCCCCGCCUCGCAGCCCCAGCCCGGACGAGAUGCCACCACCGAGCAACCAGCAAGCCCUCGUGUCGCCGCCCAAACGGAAGGGUAAGGCGUCUGCGACCGCGGCCGCAUCUACGGCCCGCCCCAAAUAUGAACUGUUCACGGAUGCGCAGCUGUCCAAGGAGGUCAAGAAUUACGGCUUCAAGGUGGUCAAGAAGCGGAGCGCCAUGAUCGCUCUGCUUGACCAGUGCUGGACGAGCAGGCAUGGUGGCAGCGCGCUGGGGACGUCUGUCCAGUCUAUGGCAAUUUCUACGACGGCGUCGGCUGCAGCACCGCGUGGAAAGAAAGCAGCAGAGGUGACUGCGGCUACGACUGCGACGACCUCACCCGCUCGGCCUAGGGGCAGGCCGAGAAAGGACAAAGCUGCUGUUGAAGCAGCGGCACCAUCAGAAACUACAGAUGGCGCGGCGCCACAACCGGCCAAGAAAAGAGCAAGAUCAAAGAAGGACACCGCCGUCACUACGUCGACCACCACGGCCGCAAGAAAAGCGGUAGAAGGAGUGGCGGUCACGCCAAAGCGUAGGAAAGCCGCCGCCUCGGACCUGCCGGCGACGGCAGUGGAGAUUGCCGACUCGGACCUCGACGACCCCUUCUCGACGCCCGUCUCGGCCUCGGACCACGUCUUCUCCUCCCCUUCCGGCGUCGACAUCUCCGUCAGCGAGGACGCGGCCGACAUGUCGCUCGCGACGAGCAGCCCGACGAACCAGCAGGCCGCGCUGUUCGGCUUCAUCACGAGGGCCGUCACCACGGCGCCGCCGACGACGGACCCGCGGAACCCGUCGUGGCACGAGAAGAUGCUGCUGUACGACCCGAUCAUCCUCGAGGACCUCGCCGCGUGGCUGAACUCGGGCGAGCUCGACCGCGUGGGGUACGACGGGGAGGUGUCGGCGGAGGAGGUCAAGCAGUGGUGCGAGUCCAAGAGCGUGUGCUGUCUUUGGCGGAUCAGUAUCCACGGGAAGGAGAGGAAGAGGUUUUAG